UUUUUUUUUUUUUAAGAGGCACCGAAGUUGUUUUAACAAGUUGCUACAAAACUCGGGCUUCCUGAGGUGAGGCUGUUUGUGCACAGUGCGUGUACUGUACAGAAAUCCAGGCAAGGGCGGGAUCAGAAAGUUAGAGUCGUUAAAAAAAAGCAAAAAUAAAAAGCCCCAGGCACUUGAUGCCUGGAAAUGAUGUAAGAGGCGGCCACUCCUCUGUUAGAACUACAACCAAACAAUGCCGAGCAGCUGCUCUGCAAAUGUCAGCGCCAGCCCAGUUAAAAGAGCCGAGGACUUUGUGCAGCGCCUCGCUCGCCCACAUUUCCCCCCAGCACUUUCAGGAACCUGGCAACAGCUGCCUCUCCAUCACCACCCCCGCACCCUCCCGCCCCAGAGUCUUGAGAAAACAAAGUCUAGCGGCGGGCAGUCCGACUCUCGAGUGUCCCCUUGUGGCCAAGGCCGGAACAACACUUAUGGACUCCGAAAUCCGCGGUUCCAUUUCAAGGAGAAUCAGCGUCACCUGCACAAUAGGACAUUGGGGACCAGAACCAAAGGACAAAUCUGGAAUGGAAUCGUACAGCGAAGAAGAGUUCCCUGCUUCUCGGCCAGAGACCAAGACUAUGGUUCAGAGAUGCUCAGGAAAGGUGGCUUCUCAUCAUCGGUGGAAGAAGCAAACACGAGUUUGGAAAAUGAUCCAAUGUGGUCCACACAGAGCAGGAAUAGGGAUAGCACCAAGGCAUACGUGAGAAAAUCAAGCAGCUGUGUCCCUGGAAAUCCCACCGAAUUCCUCUCGUGCUGCAGAACUAGUGAAUGAGGUGGGCCUGCUGGCAAUUCAGAGCUGGGCCCUCCAUUGCUAAUUCUGGACUUGGCCGGUCAAAACCAUACUCAUGUUGAUGAAAACCACAUGGCCUGACAAGCACCUGGAAUCAGUAUGGAAGCUCUUCAACUCUGUUUAAGGCAUUCUGGGUUUCUCAGUAUAAAAGCCAUGAUACUUCUUUGCAGGGUCAAUGUCAUGGAGCACACAUGAGGCAAGUUAUGUUUUCCAACACUUUCUCUUUCCCAUAUAUGCUAACUAAUCUGCAUGGAGAAGAAAUGUAAAAUAUUUAGAUACUGGGCAUGGGCAGAAACUUGCUAGGAAACUGAUUUUAAUGUGCAGGCAAUCAUUGCAGAGAUGUAUGUCAGUCAGAUGUGUAGUGUAGCUUCUUGCUGAACAUGAUUAGAUAAAGAGGAAUGGACAACUCAGAUACCCCAGGGUAACUGACUCAUCACAACUUGAUAUAUAAUUACACUCAGGGCCAUGAAUCCCUGUGAUUUCAUAGCUGAAGUCAGAGUGUCCCAAUGACUUUAAAAUGGAAGUAUCUUCCUCCACUGAAAACAUGUUUAUUGAAAAGGACAGAGGGAAAUAAGUGUUGGUGAGGAGGCUGCUAGGGGGCACAUUUUGUCUCGGCAUCUCAGGGUCAUGGGCAGCAUCCACAAUUGUACUGACAGCCUCAGCUGCCAGCAUUAGCUGAUGAUGGCAUUUUAAGGGUAUGAAUUCUGUGGUCUCAUCAGAGGAGCAAGACAGCAUGCAAACUGAGAAGGAAAAAGCCAGCUGUCCUCACCCACGUGGGCUACAUGCGAGACACACAGAGACAGAAACUUCUUAAAGAAUAAUGAUUUCUGGGCCAGCGUUGUGGCAUAGUGGGUAAAGCUGCCACCUACAGUGCCAGCAACCCAUGUGGCACUGGUUUGAGCCCCCGCUACUCCACUUUUGAUCCAGCUCCCUGCUAAUGGCCUUGGAAAGCAGUGGAGAAUGGUCCAUGAGAUUCGGACAUUUUACCUGGAAUAAGUCCCUGGUUCCUGGCCAUCUGGGGGAUGAACUAGUGGAUGGAAGAUAUCUCUCUCUCUCUCUCUCUCUCUCUCUCUCUCUCCUUCCCCCUCUCUUUAAAUGCUGCCUUUCAAAAAAAUAAAUAAAUAAAUCUUGAAAAAAAGAAGCAAGGAUUUCAAAUUCCUUUAGGGUACAACUUUUUUAAAAACAAGAUUUAUUUAGAGUUGGAGUGACAGAAAGGAGAGAUACAGAGAAAAAUACAGACAGAAAUAUAUUUUUAGAGAGAUUUUCCAUUCAUUGGUUCACAACCCAAAUGACUGCAACAACCAAGUCUGGGCCAGGUUAGGGCCAGGAGCCAGACACAGGAAACCCCGCCUGGUCUCCCACAUUGGUGGAAGGAGCCCAAAAACUUCGGCCAUGAUCCACUGCCUUCCCAGACACAUUAACAGAGAGUUGGAUCAGAAGCAGAGCAGCUGGCACUUGAACCGGCACCCACGUGGGAUGCCAGUCUUGCCAGCAGUGGCUUAAUCUGCUGUGCCACAACACCAGCCUUGGAUACACAGUUCUUUCAAGUGACCGUUUAACAUUUCUAAUGUAUGCCAGGUCUCAGGUAAUGGUGAGAUAUCUAUGCCUGUGUUAUUCUCUAUAUGUGAGUAUCCUAAAACUGUCUUGAAAUUUAAAAUUCCAAGAUUGUUGGAUUGUUUGUGCUUCACAGAUGUGGACAAGAUUGGAAAAGGUUACUCCAGAAGUCAAAACUAGGGGAUCACAAAUUGUCACCUGCUCGGCAACAGAGAAGUUCCCAAGAGGGGCAACAGCUGACACCCAGAGUAGAGCCUGGCAGGCCCACGGACUUCCUGUGCAGAGGUGCUCCAGGCUCCUGGACUUCCCAGACCCUACGCUGGGUUCAAGGAACAGUGGAGUAAGCCAGUGACAUACAUGGGAUCCCAUAUGCAUCAUAUGAGAAGCGAGGGGUUACAGUGAGACAGCUGGCGGCUUGGCAAAUUACACAGUAAAGCUCCAAGGGCAGACAGAAGGCUCAGAUCUGGAAGGAAACACUUGGGGACUAGGGGUAAGUAACAACUGAAAAGUCAGAGAGGCCCAUUGGCAAGGCCCCUACCCCAGGGUUGAGGGGAAGGACAAGCAGGAGAAAGGUAGGACCCCACUCCUGCAGCUCAUCCCUCAGUACUGAGAGAGAGUAAGAAGACAGAGAACAGAAACCCGAGUCCCAGAAAGCACUGCAGGAGGGGAACUAUGUUUUAGAAAUAGGCAGGAAGCUUACUUGUCAGGACCAAGGGAAGCCAGGAUCGCUGGGGGGUCCUCCUUCCUAGGAGCAUCAACCCAGAGCUGCUGAUGGUGUGAGCUUGAUGCUGCUGGCUGUUCAUUCAGCCAUUCAGGGAAAAGAAGGGGUUCGGAGGGAGGACAGCACUCAGCAGGCAUUGGAAGGCCCGCAUUUCGGAUUCCAGGGUCUUUGAAAUGGUGUGGAAGCUGUGACUCAGGAUCAGCAGAAAUAGGUGGUCCCUGGAACGGCACUUUGGAGCUCUCCCAACAAGCCUUAGAGCUCCUGUUGGCUGGGAGACUCCCGUUCACCUGCUCUGACUUUGAUCACAUUUCCAGUUGUAUGUGGAUAGAUUGGAGAAAAUGAUAUGAAUGGCGGGAACAUGAGAAGCAUCAUAAAGAAAUAUUACAAGCAGAAAUCGGUGGGACCAGCAGCAAACUAGAUGUAUGCAGAACACAUCCGGCAGAAUUUCAGUGCCAAAGGCGGCACGGGUCUCUGAUGAAGAAACAGGAGUGUGAGGACCAUGGUGUGUGCAGGGGGGAGCACGUGGCUGUCGGUCUCUUGUUUCCCUUUAGAAGAUGGAGGGAGCUUUCAAAGUUCACCGGAUGCGGAAACAUCGUGGGAACCACCCUGGGGCGGCGAUUUCGGUGGCUGGUCAUUCUUUCCCCCAUCAACACAUCUCAGCGGCCACCAGAGGGAGACAUUGCUCACAAGCUUCAGGCAGCGACAAUUCCCCUGCGGAUUACUGUGCCCUAUAUUACCGAAUUCCUCCCCAAAGUUCCCCUUCUCAAGCCGGGCUCCCGUCUCGAUAACUCCCAGAGCACCGGGCACGGCUAUAUCUAAGCAAUUAUGCCAUUGGGAACUUUAAAACUGCUCUGUAAAACCAUAAGCGCCCAGGAACAGAUGCUUUUAGAAAUGUAAAAACAAGACCGCGGUGACAAGGGAUAGGAGGAUCUCAGCUGAGUCGGCUCCCUGCAUUUCUCCGCAUGUUUUUUUUUUUUUUUUUGAGCAGGAAGCUCUGCACAGCCCCUCAGGGAAGGCUGUGAUCUGCCUACCAUGCACCCUAGAGGUUGCCAGCCUUGGCUUUGCCUGGAUAUCAGGCCCCCCUGGAGAGGGGGUGGAGUGGAAAUUCUGUUUCCUACAUUAAAAACACACACACACACACACACACACACACACACACAAACAAAAAAACCUCGUGACUGAGAAAUGAUUAUUUGAAAGGCCUACUUCUAGAUAUUCUUUUAAACCAUCUCUACACAACUGGGAAUUCAUGCAUCUACUUCCCCUCUACUUCCCACAUUUCAAACUGAGUGGCUCAGUGGGCCAUAGGCAUCUUGCUGGGAGGGGAGUAUUUGAAAGUUGGGCUGUAUCUGUUUGUUACAAAGAUGAUGUCACAGAGACCAUCUGUAAUGAGUGUAACCAGAGGAAAGGAGAGCACCUCUAGGAUUUGUUGAUAUUAGUAUUUAAUAUCUGUCCUUUGGGUAUGUUGAAUAGCAGGCUCAUGUAAAGAGAAAGGACAUGAAUUCACCCAAAAACAAACACGGGAAAGUCAACAUUUAUAACGUUCUAUUUUGAGAUUCUAGGAUUAAGCUAGUAAAGCAGAAAUGUGUGGAUCUCUAAGGAAUUAUUCUUGCAGUUCUGCUCACAAAACAUGGAGUGGAAUACUUUGAAUACGAAUGAGAAAUCCAGGGUUUUUGUUUUAUUAGAACACACAUAUAAUUUGGUAGGGUUACUUUAAUUUUUGGAGCCAAACAGAUUUUGUUGGCUGAUGACUUCAGCAAGCAGUCUGCAAGGUCAUGAGAGGAACUGAAAAUAAAUGAAAGGAUUAUCUCAGUUUAUCUUGGAGGAAGACAUUUUUUCAACUUGUCAGAUGACUUACUUGUCGGGAAACUUCAGGGCGUUAAAAUGUGGUUUUGCUUCUGUGUAUACCUCCUUGCCAACCAGUAUUGUAUUUGUAUGUGUAUUGUACAACGUGUGUGUUGAGUGACUUGUAUUUGUCUCUUUAAAACAUGCUGCAAAACAUGA
Messenger RNA from Oryctolagus cuniculus (rabbit), 5105 nucleotides. Lineage: Eukaryota; Metazoa; Chordata; Mammalia; Lagomorpha; Leporidae. The record is from RefSeq and is a predicted model, not a curated record.